AUUUGUUUGUUAUCAGUAGAAAUAAAAAAAGCUGAUCCCAUCUACUCUUAUCGCGCUCUCCUUCAGGGGCCAUUUUUUGUUUAUUUUUAGGCCAAUUCAUAUUAGGUGAUACACAUAGCUUUAAGGCUGAGUAGUUGUGUUCCCUUUCUAGGCGUACUUUCUUUUCCCUCUUUUGAAAAAAAGAGAAAAGAAACCAACAAUUGAAAUCUGUUUCGUGUAGCACUUGACAUGCUACUCAUUCUGAUUUUGAAAAAAAAGGAACUUUAACCAAUGUCCAUAAAAAAAGAAAAAACUUGUUUUGCGUAACCCUUAACUCGUUUGUCACGAUUGGCCCUAUAUCUGAACUUUAAAAAAAAUAUCAACAAAUACAAGAACAAGUAUGUCCGUCUUGCUUUAUUUAUUAUCUUUAUUAGGAUGCCAAGUACGAUCUCAAACUCAGGAAAACUAGAUGAAGAUGCUGCUGAUCUCGAUGCACUUCAGAAACAACUAGGAAGGAUGAACGGCCUCUCUGAUAAACUAGUCAAUAUUUUGGAUUCAUUUGAUGGUCGUUUAUUAAAGCUAGAAGCGUCUAUAUUACCUAUUCAUAAAUCAACUCAAAAUUUAACAAGAUUAGCCAACAACAUCGACAGUACAUUGAAAUCAACCGAGAAUAUCAUUGACUGUUUAAAUAUGCCAAGUAAAGAAGAGGCAUUUAUUCUGAAAGGUCCUGAUGAAAAUAACGUAUUACCCUAUCUAAAGGCAAUGGGAAGGUUAAGAGAUGGUGUAGAUGCUAUUGAAAAGAGCCAGCUUCGAUCUUGCGAAAAGACAAUCUAUCAAAUUAAACAACUCUUGAAAGCAGGCAUGCUUCAUCUAGAAACAUUGUUUAGAAAAUGGCUAACAGCUGUCAGCAAUCCAGUGGAUUUGAACACUAUGUUAAAUUCAAACCGAGAAAUGAUGACCACUGCUUCCAUGCGACAACUUUCUCAAUUGUCGACUUAUAUUGCUUCAUCCGAAAAAGAAAUUGGGUACUCUGUUGAUUUCACUAAACCUUAUAUCGAAAUUCGCUCUUCUUUCUUGCAACGCUCUUUACAUCCAUUAUCCCAGUCUGUUCAAACAUCUGAAAAACAUCAAGGCAGUUCCUAUGAACGAGGAUCAAGCGAGUUUUUGAAAUAUACAGAAUGCUUUACGAAAAUGCUUGAGUCAGAAUACAAAUUUGCCGAACAAAUCAUGGGCAAUGAACAAAGAAGAGCAGCUGCCCUCAAGGGAUCAAUUAUACCCGCCACAACAGAAUACAUUGCUGCUGGAAAACAGUUGAAUGCUGUGGCUAAACGACUGAAUUAUACCGAAACUGCCUUUGUGUUUGAUAUCAUUGAAAAGUUUGAUAGAGAAUGUGCAGUUUAUAUUGAAGAUGUGUGCCGUAUUGUUCCUUUGCACGACAUUCAGGACAUGAUCAAUGCAUUCAAGUUGACUAUUUUGCGCAAUUUUUACGAGUUUAUGGAAGAUAUUCGUGGAAGAAAAGACGCCAAUCAACCCAUGAACCUCAGUAGUGAUGGUACAGUGCAUGAAAUGACGAGUAAUACCUUGAAUUACUUUAAACGUCUAUAUACUUGGCGCGAUACUGUUGAACCUCUUUUGGUUCUUAUAGGAGAUGGUGGUUGGAACACGAUGCCUUCACUCCAAAUCAUGGCAGAUUCUGGCCGUGUUCAACAAGGUGAAUCUGCUGUAGGUGCUGCUCUUUUGCAGAAAUUCUUUGUGGAUGCACUCGAUCAAAUGACGCUUGCUCUUCAGCUGAAAUCAAGAGGUUACAAAAAACCCACACUGGCCACCUUGUUUUUGCUCAACAACUAUAACCAUAUUUUGCGUCAAAUCCGGUCCCCUCCUCUGAAUGCCAUAUUUGAUGAUGGGUCAGAAAUGAAAUUUGGUAAGCUGGUCAAGAAACAACUGGAUGCUUACCAAGAGUCAUGGAAACCCUGUGUUGAGAAUUUGAUGGAUGUCACCUAUGUCCGAGGAGGCAGCAUCAAGAGCUCUAUGGGAAGCCAAGAACGACAAUUGAUUAAAGAAAGAUUCAAGAACUUUAAUACUGAAUUUGAAGAAAUCAGCCGUGCUCAACAAAGUUAUGCUGUGCCUGACCAAGAAUUAAGAAAUCAAGUGAUUCGAGACGUCAAGAAUGUGAUUGUCCCUAUGUAUGGCCGCUUCUUGGACAAGUAUCAAAACAGUGAUUUUACAAAGAAUCAUGCAAAAUACAUUCGUUAUGACAAAGAGAGAGUGGAUAAAAUGCUCAGUCACUUGUUUGAACCUACUGCUUAUUGAAUAAAAUCGCUUUUUUUUUCUUUA
Molecule: messenger RNA, 2313 nt
Organism: Gilbertella persicaria
Lineage: Eukaryota; Fungi; Mucoromycota; Mucoromycetes; Mucorales; Choanephoraceae
Product: Cullin repeat-like-containing domain protein
Exons: 8
Coding region: 415-2289 (624 amino acids)
Biological process (GO): exocytosis
Cellular component (GO): exocyst
Molecular function (GO): phosphatidylinositol-4,5-bisphosphate binding
Source: RefSeq, a predicted model, not a curated record